CCCUUUGUUAUAUCAGUGUCAGAGGAGCAGCUUGGAAACUACUCUUCCCGUGAUGCUUUUCGAAGACAACCGCCUUUCUCUCGCGGGCUAUGGUGGUAGUUUGAGAAGCCAGGCGAUCAAUGUAGAGCAUACGGGUUGGGCAUCUGCAUGGUCGGAUAACCUGGCCGGUUGGUAGCUUCUGGCAAUCCUGCUUUUGCAAGGAUGAACAGAAUGAAGGUUGAUGAGGAAGAAUAUUGGCACAGUUCGAAAUGUAAAGCCUUCACUUUUGAUGAUGAAGAUGAUGAGCUCUCUCAGCUGAAGGAGUCCAAGCGAACAGUGAACAGCCUCCGAGAUAUUGUAGAUGACGAUGAUGAACUUGAGAAGUUCAGCUGGAGUGGGGACCCGGUGGGCAGCAUUUCCUGGUCAAUCAAAGAGACGGCCUCCUGCAGUAACAAUACCUUUGAGGGGAGAGACUCAGGUCAACAAAAGGGCUCUUCUUCUCAGGCAGGAUUUCCCAAGCAACCCUCCUCUUACUCACUGAGCAGCUUUUUCAAAGGAAGAAACAAACAUGGAAGUUUUCAGUCACUUUCAGAUGCUCUUACAGACACUGGAUUUAAAAAUUAUGCCCCAGAAUUACGCAGACCAAAAGCAGAGUACCAGGACUACAGCAGUGACUGGAGUCCGAAAGAUGCAGUAAGACGGCUGCAGAGAGGCAAGGUCUGCUCGCUGGAGAGGUUUCGCUCCUUGCAGGAAAAGUUGCUGUUACUGGAUGAAGCGGUUGCAGCGCAUGAUGGGAACGUCAUUACAGCCAUUCUAAUAUUUCUGAAGAGGAGCUUAAAGAAAGAAAUCCUGUUCAGAGAGCUGGAGCUGCGGCAGGUGGCCUUGCGCCAUCUGAUCCAUUUUCUCAAGGAGACUGGGGACCAGAAGCUACUCCUAGAUCUGUUGAGGUUCCUGGACAGGACAGAGGAGGUUGCACUGACACAGUACCGUCAACACCUGACUCUCCAGGAUGCCGAAAAACGAAAAGACUUCCUGAAAGGUUGCAUUGGGUUAUCCUUUUCAUCAGAGGAUGCAGCUCACGUUCAAGAUCAUUAUACACUCCUGGAGAGGCAGAUCAUCAUUGAGGCAAAUGACAAGCAUUUAGAGUCAGCUGGACAGACGGAGAUAUUUCGGAAAUACCCUCGCAAGGCCUCCAUCCUAAACAUGCCACUGGUCACCACACUCUUCUACUCCUGCUUCUACCAUUACACAGAGGCUGAGGGCACAUUCAGCAGUCCUGCAAACUUGAAGAAAACCUUUAAGAUUCCAGACAAACAGUAUGUGCUGACGGCCCUGGCGGCUCGUGCCAAGCUCCGAGCUUGGCAUGAUGUGGAUGCUCUGUUCACCACCAAGAACUGGUUGGGCUACACCAAAAAGAAAGCGCCGAUUGGUUUCCAUCGAGUGGUGGAGAUCUUACAGCGGAACAAUGCCCCAGUGCAGGUUCUACAGGAGUAUGUGCGUCUAGUCGAAGAUGUUGAGACAAGGUUGAAUCUUGCAAUGAAGUACAAGUGCCAUGAUGUGGUGAUAGAUACAUACAGAGACUUGAAGGACCGUCUCCAACUGAUGGCAUAUAGAUGUAAAGUUGACAGGGGUUCUUCACCAGAGGAAAAGAUUGACAGCAUCCUCAGCAACCCGCAAAUCCGGUGGAAGAAUUGAGAGGCACUCGCUCAUCUCGGAAGCAGCCUGAGUUUUCUGUUGGCGCAGGCAAAGCAAAGGAGAAAACUGCCAAGCACAACUCUGCACUGGUUUUCUGCCACUGCCUCGUCAGUUUGUUAGCUUGGGCUGCCUCUGGAUCCCAGGACAGGGACAGACAUCGAAGCAUUGACAGGAGCCCAAACAGAUGUCCAGCCAACGGUACACAGUGCUGACAAACUGACGUCCACACUCUGUCUGAUCAACUGGACCAUAUGAUGAAUAGGACAUCAUUGUACAGGCGAGAGAAGACAAAAGGCCGAUGCUUCUGCUUCUCAUAGACUAUUUAACUAUUCAUCGAAAAGGAUCAGGACAACUGCACAUGAAGAAUCUCCCUGUAUAGGAAUUGUUGCCAGUCCUUCCACCUCCCUUAUCCAGGUCUAAAGCUUGGGACAGGGCCUGCAUUGCAGGGCCAGCCCUGUCAUGAAGUGGCCUGAUGCAGUUGUAGCAGGUGGCAGAAUAUGGGAAGAGGGGCGAAUUGGGAUGCUCUUCCCCUCCAAAGGGCCUGCCGCUUCUUCAUGCUGCCAGCUGCCUUCAUGGCCAGCCAGCCAUGCUGGUGGUCAGUAGGAUCAAGAAAUGGCCGCUCGCUCACUGCACACUUCCCACCCAUACGACCUGCUUGCCAGCCAAUCCAGUUGGCCCUGCCUGCCUUCGCAGCUUAAUUUUUUUUGUCACAUGUAGGUGCACCUGCCUUGCCAGCAUGGCGCCCAUCAGAGGUUUCCUCCUUCAGGAGCCGAGUGUCACCUGUGAGGUCGGCUAAAGUAUUGUGAGAGGUUCUGGAACCUCCAAGAACUUCUAGAACCUAUCACAAUACUUUGGCCAACCUUGUGUAGGUGCCACAUGGCUCCUGAAAGUGAAACCCCUGACAGGUGGUACGCUGGCAAGGUGGGUGUGCAUACAUGCGCAGAUCGUAUGGGAGUGGCAAAGGGUCCCUGCCUCAGGUGGCAACCUACUUAGGUUCAAGCCUGCUGCCUUGAUAGGAUGAAAACUCUGGCCUGGACAGUAUUCUUGCCUCUGGUAAGAAUUAAACAAGAGAACUGGGGUGCUUAUUUAAUAGAGGAAAGGCUGUGUAAAGAUUCUUCUGGGAUAGCCUUGCCCAACCUGGUGCCCUCCAGUUGCAUUAGGGAGAAGGCUAAGGGAUUAUGGGAGUUGUAGUCCAACAUAUCUAGAGGGUGCCAGGUUGGAGAAGUCUGUUCUAGGGACUAAACUCUCUUGUUCCCCUCUCCAGAUCCUUGUGUGUUAACCACACGGCCUUUUAGCCAAUGAGAACUGGAAACCAAUCCCAGUUGGAGGUUCUCAAGGUUGCUGCUGUGCUGCUUAUUGGACAACUGAAAUUACAUGUUCCCUCAACAAGGGCUAAUAAACCUAUCUUGUCCCUUA
Molecule: messenger RNA, 3090 nt
Organism: Elgaria multicarinata webbii
Lineage: Eukaryota; Metazoa; Chordata; Lepidosauria; Squamata; Anguidae
Gene: VIPAS39
Product: VPS33B interacting protein, apical-basolateral polarity regulator, spe-39 homolog
Exons: 20
Coding region: 202-1674 (490 amino acids)
Biological process (GO): intracellular protein transport; vacuolar transport
Cellular component (GO): cytoplasm
Source: RefSeq, a predicted model, not a curated record